AUGCUUACAGUGCCUGAUGCUGAUGCACAUGUGAGAUUUGGGCUUCGCGUCGUCGGAGGCCGCCUACUCCCUUUCAUGUUCACGCCCCCACCAUCUCCUGGCUUACCCCCUCCGCUUGCCACAUCCAUCGACGUCCCGCAAUACCCUUCUUCCUCUAGGCGAAGAUGGCCUAGGUGGCCCGUUUUUCUGAUCCCACUCGCUCUUGUUGUUGCUAUUGUCCAUGGCGGAUACCUUUCGCAAAGCCGAGUUCCUCAAGUUUUCUCGCAGCAGGAAACAUGGAGAAGACAUGAACGCGUGGGUCGGGCUGCAUCGGUCCCGUCAGGCUCACUCUCCAACGUCUUCUCCACCCCCUCUUCUUCCAAUUCUGCCGCGAACGCCAAUCCAACAGGCCCUCCAUCCCAGCAAACAGUGCCCCCCGUCCCAAAUGCACCGCCAACGCUCCCCAGUCCUUUUCCGCAGCCAUUCGACUCCGGGCUGAGCCAGAACUUCUCCAGUCUGUCGUGCUUCAAUUUCUUCCAAAACAUGACGAAUACCGCGCCGUUCCGGUCGUGCCGCCCGUUUUCUUUCCUGCUUCAAGCAUCCGAUGCGUUCAUUUCGGCCCAAUCAAACUUGAACUACCUGAACACGCUGGUUUGGGGAACGUGCAACACCAACACGGAUGCGAAUUCAUGCGCCUCCAAUAUGGCGUGGUUUUCGACGACGCUUGAAUCGGCGUGUGCUGCAGACCUGAAGGACCAAAACAGUAUGGCAGUCAACGCCCAAAUUGCGCUGCACGCAUAUGGCCUCAUGCGGACCGCGGCCUGCCUCAUCAACCCCGCGACAAACUCAUACUGCUACCUCGACGCGGUCCACAACUCCAACCCCUCCGACACGUACUUCUACUCCCUCCCGCUCGGCGUCAACAUGCCCAACAACACCAUCGCCUCUUGCUCUGCAUGCACCAAGAGCCUCAUGACGCUGUACUACAGCGCCCUGGACACGCAGAGCAGCCUCAAGACCACAUACCCCAAUGCGGCCAAGAUCGCCGUCGCCGACUGUGGCCCGGCCUAUGCGACGCUCGCGCCGAAGCAGAGCAGCGCAGCACGUGCACCCUUGGCGCUACAGUGGCUGGCGCUCGCACUCGUUUCCCUUUUGACGCUCCUACUACACAUUCCUUAG
Molecule: messenger RNA, 1158 nt
Organism: Mycena indigotica
Lineage: Eukaryota; Fungi; Basidiomycota; Agaricomycetes; Agaricales; Mycenaceae
Exons: 3
Coding region: 1-1158 (385 amino acids)
Source: RefSeq, a predicted model, not a curated record